Sceloporus undulatus (fence lizard) is the source of this 6779-nucleotide messenger RNA. Its product is annotated as discoidin domain-containing receptor 2-like. Gene Ontology annotation, cellular component: membrane; signaling receptor complex. Gene Ontology annotation, molecular function: collagen binding; protein tyrosine kinase collagen receptor activity; ATP binding. The coding region runs from base 406 to 3042 and encodes 878 amino acids. NCBI's taxonomy places the organism in Eukaryota, Metazoa, Chordata, Lepidosauria, Squamata, Phrynosomatidae. The record is from RefSeq and is a predicted model, not a curated record. The transcript has 17 exons. Gene Ontology annotation, biological process: cell surface receptor protein tyrosine kinase signaling pathway; multicellular organism development; positive regulation of kinase activity.
CGCACACAUAUGCACACACAUCUGCUCUGUUUCAUGGCCUCCUUCAAGGGGUUGCUAUAGGAACUGUAGUGACAAAGGCAAGGCAGUCUCCAGGGCUUGGAUGUGGAAGGACGGAGCAGGAAUAGGAGGAGUUUUGCAACAGCAACAAGUUUGAGCGGAUCUUCUGCUGCUGGAAAAGUUGCUUGUGAGGGGAAGGGAUGUGAGGAAGUGGAGCACAGCUGGAUCCAUGGCGGUAGGAAGCCUGGGAUCGCAAUGGCGGCAGAAGUUGUGCUGGUGAUGGCGAUGGGGAUGGGAAUGGAAAUGCAGGGCCAGGCAGGUAGAAGUGUGAAUGGCACUGACUGACCACCGGGAAACACCGCCCGGCUAACCCACGGGCUGUGGGACACUCCUCCUGCGUCACCAAGGAUGCUCUGUUUGCCACUUCUCUUGCUGGCUGGCCUCUCCGGUUGUUCCAGCUCCGAAGUCAACCCUGCAAUAUGUCGAUAUCCUUUGGGAAUGCAUGAAGGGACGAUCCGAGAUGAAGAUAUCACAGCUUCCAGCCAGUGGUAUGAUUCGACGGGGCCUCAAUAUGCACGGUUACUGAGGGAGGAGGGUGAUGGAGCUUGGUGUCCAGCUGGUCUCCUACAGCCUGAAGAUGUGCAGUUUCUCCAGAUAGAUCUGCACAAACUUUAUUUCAUCACACUGGUGGGGACACAAGGGCGGCAUGCCCGGGCCACUGGGAAGGAGUUUGCCCGUGCUUACCGGAUAGACUACAGCCGCAAUGGGGAGCGCUGGCUCUCUUGGAAGGAUCGACAAAACAGGCAGGUUAUUCAGGGCAACAUUGACACUUACGAUGUUGUCUUGAAAGAUCUUCGCCCGCCUAUCAUUGCCCGCUAUAUCCGAGUGAUCCCAGUGACAGAGCAGCCCAUGACUGUCUGCAUGCGAGUGGAACUAUACGGCUGCAUUUGGUCUGAUGGUUUGGAAUCCUAUAGCAUGCCAGAAGGUGAGGUGAUGGCAGCUCCUGGCAAUCCCAUUGUUUAUCUGAAUGAUUCAACCUAUGAUGGUUUCCUCGAACGUAGGCUUCUACAUGGCGGUUUGGGUCAGUUGACCGAUGGGAUCCUGGGCCUGGAUGAUUUCACCAAGAGCCACCAGUACCGAGUGUGGCCAGGCUACGACUAUGUGGGCUGGAGGAAUAACAGUUUGCGGAAUGGCGCUGUUGGGCUGGAAUUUCAAUUUGACCAGCAGAGGAACUUCACCUUCAUGAAGGUCCACUGCAAUAACAUGUUUUCCAAAGGCGUAAAAAUCUUUGAGAGGGUGGAAUGCUUCUUCAAACCUCAGCUGUUUGCAGAAUGGGAGCCUGAAUCUGUAGGAGCGGAUACUGUUCUGGAUGACAAGAACCCCAGUGCGCGGUUUGUUACCGUUCCCCUCAACCAUCGGGUUGGCAAAGCCAUCCUGUGCCAAUUCUACUUUGCUGACACCUGGAUGCUGAUCAGUGAAGUCUCCUUCCAGUCAGUGGACAUGGAUGUCUUUGACCCCAUUGUGGUCACUCUGGCCUCAAGCACAACCUUAGCGAUCUUCCCAUCAGAAGAAAUGAAUGUUACAAAUGGGACCUGGGAGACCACUACAAGAUCUGACACAAGUCCCUGGAUUAAAGCCAAAUCAGAAGAUCCCAGCACCUCCACUCUGGUGGGCUGCCUUGUGGCCAUCAUCCUAGUGCUCCUCGUCAUCAUUGCCAUCAUCCUGUGGAGGCAGUAUGCCCAGAAACGGCUGGAGACGGCUCCCCGACGAAUCCUGGAAGAGGACGCCACCGUCCGACUCUCCUUCUACAGCUCCAGAAUUGUCAGUGGUCAGACGCAGAUCCACCAGACCAACCCCACCUAUGAGAGGGUCUUUCCAUUGGACCUGGAAUAUCAUCAACCCAUCACCCUCCUCCAGAAAUUGCCAGAGCUCUCCCAAAGUGCUGAGGAUUCAGCUUGUAGUGGGGAUUACGCUGAGCCAGACCUCACCAAGUGUACCCCUCACCAAGGAUUCCAGAAUAACGUUCCACAUUACGCCGAGACGGAUAUUGUCAGUCUGCAGGGUGUGACAGGCAAUAACACAUACGCUGUACCAGCCAUUACGGUUGACUCAUUGACCAAGAAGGACAUCUCUGUAGCCGAAUUCCCAAGACAGCAACUGCGGCUCAAGGAGAAGCUGGGGGAAGGACAAUUUGGGGAGGUCCACUUGUGUGAAGCAGAUGGCCUCCUGGAAUUCUUAGGUCGCGCUUCCCUGGAAGCAUCCAGCCGGCCAGUUUUAGUCGCUGUAAAAAUGCUGAGAGCCAAUGUCACCAAGACAGCCAGGAAUGACUUUCUCAAGGAGAUCAAGAUCAUGUCCCGCCUGAAGGAUCCAAACAUCAUCCGACUUCUGGGAGUCUGCGUGCGGGACGAUCCUCUGUGCAUGAUCACCGAGUACAUGGAAAAUGGGGAUCUCCACCAGUUCCUGUUGCAACGGCAGAGCAGAAGCACCUUCACCCUCUCCAACAACAUCCCUUGUGUCAGCUGCCUCCACCUCCUGCUCAUGGCUACUCAGAUAGCCUCUGGCAUGAAGUACUUAGCUUCCCUCAACUUCGUACACCGCGACUUGGCUACACGCAACUGUCUGGUUGGGAACAAUUAUACCAUCAAGAUUGCCGAUUUUGGCAUGAGUAGGAACCUGUACAGCGGAGAUUACUACAGGAUCCAGGGGAGGGCCGUGCUGCCGAUUCGUUGGAUGGCCUGGGAAAGCAUCCUUCUGGGCAAGUUCACUACAGCGAGUGACGUGUGGGCUUUUGGUGUUACGCUGUGGGAGAUGUUCACACUGUGCAAGGAGCAACCCUACAGUUGGCUCUCGGAUGAGCAAGUCAUCGAGAACACGGGGGAGUUCUUCCGAGACCAAGGACGACAGGCUUAUUUGUCUCAACCCCCCUUGUGUCCAAAUCUUGUGUUCUCCUUGAUGAUGAAGUGCUGGAGCCGAGAUAUCAAAGAUCGCCCAGCGUUUGAAGCGAUUCACCUGUUUCUAGUAGAACAAAUGGACGGGAGCAUUUGACCCGCAAAGGAGCAGGAGAGAUGCUACAGAAAGACCAGAACAACCGUGGAACAGCCUCUUGGUGCCUGCAGCUUUCACAAGUUUCUGUUUGGGGCUUCCUUGUUGCAAUGGAAAAUUAACCAAGUGGAUUUGCACAUGGAGCUGGAGUAAGACGUUGUUGCCUCUGGGAAUUCCUUGGAAAUGUUCCGUGAUGAUAACCUCUGUGACAAGCCAUGGAGUUCAUAGCCAUCAUGACAAACUUAUAUGAUCAGACUUGGCUUUUCCAUCUCUGUGCAUUAGAACCAAUCUUUCUGAUCUCUGCUUCAAGGAGGUGUCCAUGGCUGCUGGUUCCCUUCUUCGACUAUGGUCAAAAGACCCACAAGAAACUGCCAUCUCAUGGAUUAAUUUUGCCUUCCUUCCUGGAAAUACUGAGAGUCUGUGGUCCUUUUCCUGUUUCCUCUCCAACAUGACACCUUCUCCUCACCCCUUUUUACAAAACCACAAUGUUAGGGAAAUAUAUAGUCUACUCAACAGGUAUAUCUCAGUUCUAAGGAAGGUUUGAUUCUUUCCUGGAAGCCACUCUUUUGGUUCAAACCUGAAGAAAAUCUCAAAAGAAACUCAGGAGGGACAGCCAUUCGUGAUCGGAUCUGCAAGAAACGGUGUCACCAAGCUGUGUCCUUUGGAUUUGGGGAAAGCUAUUGAUGCUCCUAUGUGUUUGCAGAAAGGGCGCAUGUGUGAAUUCUUCCACACUGGAUUUUAUGUUAAUGGCUACAGGAAGAUCACUAAAGACCCUCCAUUCAUCUACGAAAGGGGUAUAUGGGUUAGGGUCCUUUGAGGGAUAGUUAACACUGUUGCUAUUGUCGUGAUGAUAUUCAUGUCUUUGUGCUUGUGAAAUUGUAGCCAAAAUGGACUGAUGUGCACAUUACUCUGUACCCAAAUCUAUCCCUUUAAUACGAAGCCAAAUGAGAGGUAGAACUCAGGCUUGGAUCCUAGCGUCACUACAUUUUUACACAGUCUGCCUCCUCCUCUCGUUGUAUAAGGAAUAUUUCCUCCAUCCUUUUAAUCUCUUCAACUACUGCUUCUUUUUAAUUGUUUUAUAUGUCUUAUAAGUCGAAAGCUUUGAAAAACUAGACAUUUCUCUGGACCAAAUAGUGUCAUGGAAUUAGAUGAGGAGUGGUUCUGAAUUCAGACGGAGGCAGUGUGAUGUGGUAGUUUCAAUGUUUGACUGGGGAUGCAUCUGCACUGCAGAAAUAAUCCAGUUUGAUACCAAUUUGCCUGCCAUGACUAAGUGCUCAAUGUUUUUGUAAGACAUUUCACCUUCUGUGUCAGAGAGCUCCGGUGCCACAACAAACUACAAUUCCCAGAAUUUCAUAACAGUGAGUCAUGGCUCUUAAAGUGGUGUCAAAACUGGAUUAUUUCCAGUGCAGAUGGAGCCUAAGACUCUGGGGAACAGAGUUUGAAAUCCUGCUCAGUUAUAGAAACCCAUUGGGUGGCCUUGGGCAAGUCACACUCUCUCAGCCUCAGAGGAAGGCAAUAGAAAACCCUCUCUGAACAAAUCUUUCCAAGGAAACCAUGUUAUAGGGCCAAGUCACAAGCAACUUGAAGGCACACAACAACAACAACAACAACAACAGACUUCAGAACAACUUGGCUUUUAUUAUUAGCAUUAAAAAUACACUCCCAAGUUUCUAGUCCUUUAAAAGUCUAAAAUGUUUUUUGAAAAUCUCCGAAAUGGUGGCGAGAAGGAUGUCAAGUUUGUAGUCAAGAAAUGAACCCCAACUGCUUCUCGUAUCUCUUUUCCUCGUACCCUGGACUGGCAAGCACAUAAUAAGUGAUAAAUUAUACUAUAUAAACAUAUUGUGUGAGAUCCAGCAUCGUACAUUGGCCUGAAAGUUGGAUUAAGACUCUGGAGACCAGGGUUCGAAUCCCUGCUUGCAUGUUAAAUUUCAUCUCUAUAUUAGCCCUCAUCUUCUUCCAAUACCUUUGUGGUGUUUGUCUCUUUAUCUCCCUCCACUGUCUUAAAUUCCUUUACAACAAAUCCUUUUUUGGGACCACCCUAAAAGCUGUUUGUAUUCCCUCUCCAUAUCACCUUCUUGUCCAUAGAUCCUACUUUAAGUCCUAACCCCAACCCAAAACCUUUGGCAACCUUAAUUUUCAGCAUCCUAGAACUAUCCCUUCCCUUUCUCAUGUUUGAAUGUUACCAGACAUUCCAAGACGCAACUUCGGUGCUUUCAGAAUAAAUGAUUCAAUGGAAAAAUCCUGUGUUUAGGUGCAGAAGACAAUGUCAGGCAAAUGGGAGAGAACUUCUUCUACCUGUGUAUAAAAAUUCACUUUUACAUUGUAUGGUCCAUUGUGCUUCCCUCCAUCAAUUGCCUUCACAACAGCCCUGUAAGAUAGGCCUCUCUUCCAAUUUUUUAUGGAGUAGUGGUGUAGUAGUUUCCCUGGAGACCAGGGUUCGAAUCUUGCUCGGCCAGGAAAACCCAGUGACCCCAGGAUUCGAAUUCCAGCUCAGCCAAGGAAACCCACCUUGGGCAAGUCACACUCUCUCAGCCUCAGAGGAUCACUUUAAUUGCUGUGGCUCCAUUCUACAGAAUCCUGCGAUCUGUAGUUUGUUGUGGCACCAGAGAAGGCUGAAUGUCUUACAAAACUACAACCCCCAGCAUCCCCUUAACAUGGAGCCAUGGCAGUUAAAGUUGUGUCAAACUGCUUUAUUUCUAUAAUGCGGAGGCAACCCUGGGGCUUGACCACACCAUUCAAAUACUCCUUAUUUGAACUGAAUAGUCUGCAGUAUGGCCACAUAUAAUUCAAAGGAAGUGCGCUGAAAAAGGAUGCAUGGCUUUUACUAUGCAAGCAUCCAUAUUAUCGAAUGUGUGGCCACUGAUCGCAUGGCUGCACAUUUUUGGGUCAAUAGGACGAACAGACGCAGGAAAGUGACAAUUGUUGAUGCGAACGUGUGAAAAGCCACAACAAUUCACAUUAUAGUCCUAUGUGUAAACUAGGGACUAGUCGACGGACCACUCUAGAAGCCUGUUGCUAGGCAACGCACCUGAGGCCUACUCCUCAGGUAGGCCAGAGCCAGCCUUUCUGGAGUGUCACCCAUUAUAGCAACCAUAAUUAGAAAAUUAAGCAUUCUGUUCAUUACACCCCUUGCGCCUUUAUUUCUCUGAGAGAUGCCCAGAUUGGGACACUUUUAUUUCCAUGUUACUUGAAGUUCGAAACUGUGGAUGCAUUGCGCCAUUGGGUCCCGGAGCACAUAUUUCGAUUCCCUCAAAACAAAGUAGCAGUGGCUGCUUCUUUCACUUCGGGCUGCGUCCGGACUGUAGAAAUAAUCCGGGUUCAUUCCACAUUAACUGCUAUAGCUCCCUUCAUGUGACAUUUUAGCCUUCCCUGUCGGAGAGCUCUGGUGCCACAGCAAACUACAAUCCCCAGGUUUCCAUAGCAAGGAGCCAUGGCUAUUAGAAACGGUGUCAACCUGGGUUAUUUCUGCAGUGCGGACGCAGCCUUGCUCCUUCUCUCUCGUUUCCAAACUGGCUGUUUUUAUGUCACUCAUUCCAGCUGUUGCAGCUGUGUAUAUAUUGUAUUUAGAACGGCAUCCAGAUGUGUACAUACUAUAAUAUAUGAAUUUAACCAGCAGUCCCAUCCACAGUCUUUGCGGACGGGCGUUACGUCUUCUCGGUUUUGUUCAGUUUUGUAUUUGUAUUUUAUUUUGUUUUUUACACAUUGGACAAAUGACCAAUAAAUUCUGUUGGUUUUCCUUU